CCGAGUCCAGUCUGAGCUACCCUCAUCUUCUGUGAUAUGUGCUCAUCAUGUCCAGUUUCAGCUACCGCCGGGGCACAAACCGUUGUCAAGACAGUCGUUUCGUUCGACACGCCCAACCAAUAACGGUGCCACCAGCUGAGGUUUGGCACAGUGUUCUUCCACAUGACCAGGCGGCCGGUCCUGGUCACACCGGGGCCCUGAUGCUACGUGAGAUUCGAGCAAAGUGCCCAGGGGCCAGAGCCCAGGCGUGUGGGCUGCCAGCGCCCGCGUGCGCACCGUACCACUGGUUCCAGGCUUCCAGCACCAGCGACUGGGACAUGACUGGGCUGUCAGCGAGAAGCGGUGCACUGUACGGCACGGUUGGGCUGGGCCCUCCAGCGCGCACAGUACCCACCUCGGCACAGUGCGAUUCCCGCAGCCGAAGGCGGAAAGAUACCGUGAGCGGGUCACUCCAGGGACUGGAGCUGGAGUCCAGGGAUCGAAGGCUCCAAUGGAACCUCAACCAGGUCAGUGGGUGGCCCGUGUGUCACAGUUCUCCCCCCCGUUCAGUUGGUCCAGUUGGUCCAUCCACCCACCCACGGGCGGCCCAAUGCCUGGAGUCCCCGUCCCUCCGUGUGUGCAGAGCACUCCGUUCAUGUCACUCACAACUCCAGUCACUCACUUGCUUUGGCGGUGGUCGCUCCAGUCUCUCCAUUCGAUCCUUCCUCAACCCUCAUCACAGCCUUUUGGGAGCGACUGGAACUCCCAGUCAACGGACGCGGGACUCGAGGCGCAGGGCAUCUAUCUGGAUUAUCACGACCUCCCUCCAAAAUUCCUGGCUCAGCCUCGACAUCUUUUUGUCUUGCUCCGUUUGCUGGUGGACGGACGAAUUUCCGAGGACAAGAACGACGACGACGACGACCACCACCACCACCAUCACCGCGCCUCAUUGAACGCAUCGCCCUUUGAGACAAGGCGGACCAUUGCCCAUCUCGAAGCAACCUCCGAGACCCAGCGCUUCGUCGCAUCGCAAGAUUCCAGGUUAGUGCGUGCCGGUCGUCCCUUGCCAUCCCAAGAACCUGGGGGGCCUCAUUCCUCGACCCCAUUCCCGCGAGGUU
This is a messenger RNA of Emericellopsis atlantica, 1097 nucleotides long. RefSeq lists its product as uncharacterized. NCBI's taxonomy places the organism in Eukaryota, Fungi, Ascomycota, Sordariomycetes, Hypocreales, Bionectriaceae. The transcript has a single exon. The coding region runs from base 48 to 932 and encodes 294 amino acids. The record is from RefSeq and is a predicted model, not a curated record.